GUGACGCCAUCACGCCGUUCGCGCAGCCCCACCCCCUGCAGAGCCCCGGACUCGCUCAGGAUCUGCCGGUUUCCCUGAAACCCGGAAUGUGAGGCCCUCCGCCCGGGGCCCGUCCCUCUCCCUUCCCCUUCCCUCCCCCUCACCCGCGCCCGGCACCGGCCGCCCGCCCCUCCCGGAUCGCUCCCCCGUCCCCCGGGGCCGCCCUCGCCCUCCCGCUGUGGGCCGAGUCCUCCCUCGUGACUGCCGCCGCCCAGCCGAGUCCUCCGGGGCCAGGGGAGGAGCUCGGCACGGAGGGAGGCGGGGGCCGGCGACGGCGGCGGCGGAGGAGGAGGCGGAGGCAGAGGCUGAGGCAGCGGCAACCCCUGGAGGAGCCGGAGCAGCCGCAGGAGCAGCCCCGGCAGCCCCGGCCCCGGCCGCAGCAGCAGCAGCUGGGGGAGGAGGAAGAGAAGGAGGAGGAGGGAAGGAAGAUGGCGGCGGUGGAGCUGGAGUGGAUCCCGGAGACGCUCUACAACACCGCCAUCUCUGCCGUGGUGGACAACUACAGCCGCUCCCGCCGCGACAUCCGCUCCCUGCCCGAGAACAUCCAAUUCGAUGUCUACUACAAGCUUUACCAACAAGGCCGUUUAUGUCAACUGGGUAGCGAAUUUUGUGAAUUAGAAGUUUUUGCUAAAGUGUUGAGAGCUUUAGAUAAAAGACAUUUGCUUCAUCACUGUUUCCAGGCUUUGAUGGAUCAUGGUGUGAAAGUUGCUUCUGUCUUGGCCUAUUCAUUCAGUAGACGGUGCUCUUAUAUAGCAGAGUCAGAUGCUACAGUCAAAGAAAAAGCAAUCCAGAUUGGCUUUGUUUUAGGUGGCUUUCUCUCAGAUGCAGGUUGGUACAGUGAUGCAGAGAAAGUUUUCCUGUCCUGCCUUCAGUUGUGUACCCUACAUGAUGAGAUGCUUCAUUGGUUUCGUGCAGUAGAAUGUUGUGUGAGGUUGCUACAUGUUCGAAAUGGAAACUGUAAAUAUCAUUUGGGUGAAGAAACAUUCAAGUUAGCUCAAUCUUACAUGGACAAGCUUGCAAAACAUGGUCAGCAAGCAAAUAAAGCUGCUCUCUAUGGAGAAUUAUGUGCUUUACUCUUUGCAAAAAGUCAUUAUGAUGAGGCUUAUAAAUGGUGCAUAGAAGCUAUGAAGGAAAUCACAGUUGGAUUGCCAGUCAAAGUAGUGGUGGAUGUUUUACGACAAGCUUCAAAGGCUUGUGUAGUAAAACGUGAAUUUAAGAAGGCAGAACAGUUAAUAAAACAUGCAGUGUACUUAGCACGGGAACAUUUUGGAGCCAAACACCCAAAAUAUUCAGAUACACUGCUAGAUUAUGGAUUUUACUUACUCAAUGUAGAUAAUAUCUGCCAGUCUGUUGCAAUUUAUCAGACAGCCCUUGAUAUUCGACAGUCAGUAUUUGGAGGAAAAAAUAUCCACGUAGCCACAGCGCAUGAAGACUUGGCUUAUUCUUCUUAUGUUCACCAGUAUAGUUCUGGAAAAUUUGACAAUGCACUAUUCCAUGCAGAACGAGCCAUUGGAAUCAUCAAUCAUAUCCUUCCAGAAGACCAUCUUCUUUUGGCUUCCUCAAAGAGAGUGAAAGCACUUAUUUUGGAGGAGAUCGCAAUUGACUGUCAUAAUAAGGAAACUGAACAGAGGCUGCUUCAAGAAGCUCAUGAUUUGCAUCUGUCUUCACUCCAACUGGCUAAAAAAGCUUUUGGGGAGUUUAAUGUUCAGACUGCAAAACACUAUGGCAACCUUGGGAGACUUUAUCAGUCUAUGAGAAAAUUUAAGGAAGCAGAAGAAAUGCAUAUCAAAGCAAUUCAGAUUAAAGAACAACUUCUUGGUCAAGAAGAUUAUGAAGUAGCUCUUUCAGUGGGACAUCUGGCUUCUUUGUAUAACUAUGACAUGAAUCAAUACGAAAACGCAGAGAAACUUUACUUGAGAUCAAUAGCAAUUGGGAAGAAACUUUUUGGUGAAGGCUACAGUGGACUAGAGUAUGAUUAUCGAGGUCUCAUUAAACUUUAUAAUUCAGUUGGCAAUUAUGAAAAAGUAUUUGAAUACCACAAUAUUCUUGCCAAUUGGAACCGUUUGCGGGAUCGUCAGUUUUCAGUGACAGAUGCUCUGGAAGAUGUAAACACCAGCCCGCAGUCCACUGAAGAAGUGGUUCAAUCUUUCCUGAUGUCUCAGAAUAUUGAAGGACAGAGCUGCUGAGGGUGAACCUCAAUUAACCAAUUUACCUUUUCCCAGAUUCCGGGGGAAUUCAUACUGUGAAAUCAAAACCAUAUAGUUUUCUGGGGCUGGAAUUUGCGUUGAAACACUGGUCCAGUCCAUUGAAGACCCUGUUUGGGUAACCCCUGUCUCACAGAGUGCCCGUAGGAAUAAGCGCGUAUUCAAUUUCUUAUCAGCAUGUACAGCAUGUGUAGUAGUCUGGCUCACAUUUUCAACCUAGUAGAACAAACACCAGAAGAUCCUAUUUUUUUCUUUUUCAAAGGAAGUCAUUUUGCAGAGAGCCUGCAAGAAAAACCCUAAAUAAAACUAUUUAAGAGUUUAAAAGAGUUGCAUUCUUAUUAUGAAAGGAUGAUUUUAACAACUGUUUUUAACAAAUAAUUCUUCCAUGUGGAGGUAUUCAAUACUGUAUUGUAAAAAGAUUUUAUGGAAAACAGUCUUUAUAUGCAAUAUAGAAAAGUUAAUCACAAGUACUAAUGAAAGAGGGAUAAUCCUGACUUAGGUUUGGCUGCCUUACCAAGGGGAGUAGAGAAGAACCAUUCCAGAAACAUGUUGUGAAUCAUACUAUGUUGCAAGGGAAGGACUGUUAGAUCAUCUGAACUGGACCAUUGUUGAUCUGUAAGUAAUAGAAGAUCUGGUAGACCAGCAAUCUUUGCUUUUUGGGUUUUUUUUUGGGGGGGAGGGGGAUGUAUUUUUUUUUUUUAAGGUUUUAGGAUUUUUUUGGGGGGGAGAAGGGGUUAGAGUACAGCAGCCGCAAGACUCUAAUGGUAUUUUAUGACAGGACCAGGAAGAUCUAAAGAGGACCAGUCUUUAUAGCCUGAGGUUAUUUGGACCAGUGGCUUUAAUUAAUAUUUCUGCCCCUGCAUAUACACUUUACCAGUAGAAUAAUUUCAUUUAGAUGUAUGAUGAUCAAUGAUAUGCAAAAAUUAUAUUCAUGUAAUAAUUUUUUUAAAAUACUAGGAAUGAAGUGUUGACAGUGGCAUGUCUUUAGUAAAGGUACACAAUGUUGAUGCCAUAAGCAACUCUAGAGAUGCUUAAAUAUCUACCACAGCCACCCUUCUCCCCUACCACUCUCUUUAAAUAAGUUUACCAGUGAUUGGAACAGGAACAUAUAUACUGGCAAAUAAUUUUGUGGAAAAAUCCAGUUCUAUAUAUGAGGACUUCAUCUUACUAUAUGUUUUGGAGCAGAAGGGGUUAUUGAAGAAAGGGAGGUAUUCCCCAAAAGCACAAUAGGUCUUUUUGUGAUGCUUCAUUUCUGUAAUGAAUAAUCAUACAACCAGAAACAUAUUUGCUAGAAAAGCAUUAAUUAUGAAGUUCCCCUAAUACUAUAUGCCUGUUUCACUAGCUUGUCUUAAUUUUCAUUUAUUGGGUUUUAAGGUGAUUUGGGGGGGGGGAAGAAAGUCGGGUUAUUUAAUAUUGAGGUAACACAAAUUUGGUGACGUUUGUCAUGUAGCAAUUUAGAAAUAAAAAUUUUGCUAUUACCUCAAUUCUUAUUAUAGUGGCACAAAUUGUGCUUCUAUAGUUAAGCAUCUGGAUUUUCCCCCCUAUUUUCAGGGGUUUCAUGAUUUGGCUGUUGAGAUUUUACUCCUAGUUGAAGCUUGGAGUGAUGCUUGUAUGAGUGACUGUAUUUUUGUUUUAGCAUUAGGGGUGGGGUAGAAACGUACUUAAGGAUCUCCCAAGUUAAGUGCAAAAAAAAUAAAAUAAAAUGAAUUAAAUGA
Antechinus flavipes (yellow-footed antechinus) is the source of this 3958-nucleotide messenger RNA. It is a transcript of the gene APPBP2, whose product is annotated as amyloid beta precursor protein binding protein 2. The transcript is spliced from 13 exons. Bases 468 to 2225 code for a protein of 585 amino acids. Gene Ontology annotation, molecular function: protein binding. Gene Ontology annotation, biological process: intracellular protein transport. NCBI's taxonomy places the organism in Eukaryota, Metazoa, Chordata, Mammalia, Dasyuromorphia, Dasyuridae. The record is from RefSeq and is a predicted model, not a curated record.